AUGCUUCUUGCAGUAGCUGCCACUAUUUUCAUCGGUAAGUCCUCGAACAAAUCAAUCAAUUUGUUUGCUUCCAAAUUUUUGUUUGUUUUGGUUUUCAACAUCUCAACUCCUACAAAUCCUAAUCUGUGUGAUCCAAGAGGCACUAUGCAAUGCGAAAACUACCAGACGUGCUGUUCAUUUUCUGAUGGAAGAUACGGUUGCUGUCCUUUUACUGCUGCCAAUUGUUGCCCUGAUUUGAACUCAUGCUGUCCAGCUGGAUUUCGAUGUGGCAAUGAAUCCUGUAUACGAUGUGGCAAUGAAUCCUGUAUAAGAAUGUAA
Molecule: messenger RNA, 318 nt
Organism: Haemonchus placei
Lineage: Eukaryota; Metazoa; Nematoda; Chromadorea; Rhabditida; Trichostrongylidae
Source: the annotation of a GenBank genome assembly